UGAACAUGCUCGCACACAGCACCCUGCUCCUCCUCACCCUCGCUCUGACUGCACAAGAUGCAGUGCAUGCAGGAAGGAUCAUCGGUGGAAAAGAAGCCACGCCCCACAGCAGACCGUACAUGACUGUGGUGGAGAGACAUAUGUCCAAUGGACGCAUCACUUACUGCGGAGGCUUUCUUCUGAGAGAGGACUUUGUGAUGACCGCGGCCCACUGUACUGGCAGUUCCUACAAGGUCAUUUUAGGAGUGCAUAACAGGGAACAACUAGUCAAUACACAGAAGAUCUCUGUGAAGAAGACCUUCCCUAAUGAAGGAUAUGACAAUGAUACUUACAGAAAUGACAUAUUGUUACUCAAGUUAAAUUUGAAAGCAGAGCUUACCUCUAGUGUGUCGCCCAUUGCUUUGGCUGGGCCAGAGGAUGGAGAACCGCAGAUGUGCAGUGUGGCAGGAUGGGGACGCUCAGAAAACUCUGGAAAAAACCUGACCGAUGUUCUCAUGGAGGUGAAUGUCACUCUGGGACCCUGUGAAUUUGAGAAUGGAGAUACUUACUUCUACUGCAGCACGGGCAGAGAUGGCAUUGGACGGGGAGACUCUGGUGGCCCCCUGGUGUGUGGAAAUCAAGUCUAUGGCCUGGUGUCAGCAAAGAUAGAACAUUUCGAUAUACACUUGUUUGCUAGGAUUCAAAACCAUUCAGAAUGGAUUAAAAAGAUCAUGAACGAUGUAUAAAAUGUACUUAACCUUUUCUCACUACAAUGGAUUGAUUACCUACAGACAUGCUAUUAUUAA
Molecule: messenger RNA, 785 nt
Organism: Periophthalmus magnuspinnatus
Lineage: Eukaryota; Metazoa; Chordata; Actinopteri; Gobiiformes; Gobiidae
Product: mast cell protease 8
Exons: 5
Coding region: 6-725 (239 amino acids)
Biological process (GO): proteolysis
Molecular function (GO): serine-type endopeptidase activity
Source: RefSeq, a predicted model, not a curated record